Molecule: messenger RNA, 3054 nt
Organism: Tripterygium wilfordii
Lineage: Eukaryota; Viridiplantae; Streptophyta; Magnoliopsida; Celastrales; Celastraceae
Product: alpha-N-acetylglucosaminidase-like
Exons: 20
Coding region: 251-2665 (804 amino acids)
Source: RefSeq, a predicted model, not a curated record
AACACCACAAUUUCUUAUUCGUUACCAAGUCUUAUUUCCCACUCUUGGCGUUGACACCUCUCGAUUCUUUCUGUCUCUUGGUUUUUCCUUACCCGGCCGGCAAUUUGUCUCGUACUCGAAUCAGAAUCUGCUUAUCUCACCAUCCAUCCACAAUGUCGAACUCAGUAUCCUCUACAAACCCUACUACUGCUACCAAUACCUCUCUCCCUCAUUCAUCAGAGUUUCUCUUCCUGUACCUCCAACGCCCGCCAUGGGCUCUCCAUUUCCCGCCAUCUUUUCUCUGGUUAUCGUGUUCUCCGUCUUCUUGCUUGCUCAAUCGUCGACAAUCGGCGUCGAUUACAUCUCGCGUCUCCUCGAGAUUCAGGACCGCGAGAGAGCGCCUCCCUCCGUACAAGUGACCGCCGCUGUGGGAGUACUUGGCAGGCUUCUUCCUUCUCAUUCUUCUGGCUUCGAGUUUCUAAUUGUCUCCAAGGAGCAAUGCGGAGGGGAGUCUUGCUUUAUAAUCAGAAAUCAUCCUUCUGCCACCACUCCCGGGGCUCCGGAAAUUCUAAUUGCUGGGGUCACUGGAGUGGAAGUGCUUGCUGGUGUUCACUGGUACUUGAAGUAUUGGUGUGGUUCACAUAUCUCUUGGGAAAAGACGGGAGGUGUGCAGUUACAUUCAAUACCUAAAUUAGGCUUUCUUCCCCGUGUUCAAGAUUCUGGUGUCUUGGUACAAAGACCCGUUCCUUGGAAUUACUACCAGAAUGCUGUUACUUCAAGUUACUCUUUUGCAUGGUGGGACUGGAGAAGGUGGGAAAAGGAAAUUGACUGGAUGGCGCUCCAUGGUAUAAAUUUACCACUAGCAUUUACUGGUCAAGAAGCUAUUUGGCGGAAAGUUUUCCAGAAAUUUAACAUAAGCAGUUCAGAGUUGGAUGACUUUUUCGGAGGCCCUGCAUUUCUUGCAUGGUCACGUAUGGGAAAUUUGCAUAGAUGGGGUGGACCACUACCACAAAGUUGGUUUGAUCAACAGCUAAGCUUACAGAAGAAAAUUCUUUCCAGGAUGUAUGAACUUGGAAUGACUCCAGUCCUUCCAGCUUUUUCUGGAAAUGUUCCAGCAGCAUUAAAAUCUAUGUUCCCAUCAGCGAAGAUAACACGCUUAGGAAAUUGGUUUUCUGUUAAGAGUGACCUCAGAUGGUCCUGCACCUAUCUCCUUGAUGCAACAGAUCCUUUAUUCAUUGAGAUUGGGAAAGCAUUCAUUGAAAAACAAUUGGAUGAGUAUGGAAGCACUGGUCACAUCUACAACUGUGACACUUUUGAUGAGAAUACGCCACCUAUAGAUGAUCCAGACUAUAUCUCUUCUCUUGGUGCAGCAAUUUUUAAGGGGAUGCAAAGUGGUGAUAGUGAUGCUGUUUGGCUGAUGCAGGGAUGGUUGUUCUCAUAUGAUCCGUUCUGGAGGCCUCCACAGAUGAAGGCACUUUUACAUUCUGUUCCUGUAGGGAAGCUAGUGGUCCUUGAUCUGUUUGCUGAAGUGAAACCCCUAUGGAUUACUUCGGAGCAGUUCUAUGGUGUUCCUUACAUCUGGUGUAUGUUGCACAACUUUGCUGGAAAUAUUGAGAUGUAUGGGGUUUUGGAUGCAGUAGCAUCUGGACCUGUUGAAGCUCGUAUUAGCGAAAAUUCAACAAUGGUUGGUGUUGGAAUGUCAAUGGAAGGUAUCGAACAAAAUCCUGUUGUUUAUGAUUUGAUGUCAGAAAUGGCAUUUCAGCACAAAACUGUUGAUGUCCAGGCAUGGAUUGAUCUCUAUUCUACGAGAAGAUAUGGCCAUUCAAUUCCCUUAAUUCGAGAUGCUUGGAAUAUAUUAUAUCACACAAUUUAUAAUUGUACAGACGGUGCCUAUGACAAAAAUAGGGAUGUAAUUGUUGCUUUCCCCGACAUUGAUCCAUCUUUUAUGGUGCUGGAAGAGAUGUGUCACCAUCAAGACAAACUUGUACCAAAGGGAGAACUUUUAGAGAAUGAGUAUUUAUAUGAGAAACCUCACUUGUGGUAUUCAACCUCUGAUGUAAUACGUGCAUUGGAACUUUUUAUCAUGAGCGGGGAUAAACUAUCAGGAAGUAAUACUUACAGGUAUGAUUUGGUGGACUUGACAAGACAAGCUUUGGCGAAAUAUGCCAACCAGCUGUUCUUAACAAUUAUAGAAGCCUAUCAGCUAAAUGAUAUACAUGAAGUUUCCUACCAUAGUCAGAAAUUCCUAGAACUAGUGGAAGACAUGGAUAUGCUCUUAGCAUGCCAUGAAGGAUUUCUUCUAGGACCUUGGCUAGAAAGUGCAAAGCAACUUGCAAGGGACGCAGAACAAGAGAAACAGUUUGAAUGGAAUGCGAGAACUCAAAUCACCAUGUGGUUUGACAACACAGAGGAGGAAGCUAGUCUGCUUCGUGACUAUGGGAACAAGUACUGGAGUGGUCUUCUACAAGACUAUUAUGGACCCAGAGCUGCUAUAUAUUUCAAAUUCUUAAAAGAGAGUCUGCAAAACGGCCAUUCUUUUCGAUUGAAGAACUGGAGACGUGAAUGGAUAAAGCUUACAAAUGAUUGGCAGAAAAGCCAAAAAUUAUUCCCUGUGGAAAGCGUGCGAGAUGCUCUACAAAUAUCAAGACGGCUUUAUAACAAGUAUUUGCUCAGUACAGAUGAAUGAACAUAGCCGCCAGUCGCCACCGAGAUUCAGAGUUUGGAGAGAACUGAUCCGUGGCCAUUUGUUCUAUCAACUUAAGAUGCCUACUUGUUCCCAACGGGAAGCUCUGCGGGUUACUGAAUAGAGCCUUGGCGUUCAACUCUCCCACUAUUAUCUGAGGAUAUAGGUUGGGAUGCCCCAACUCUGUUACAAUGAUUUGAGCUAGAGAAAUGGACAAUGCUAUUUAUUGAACAAUUUCCCUCUAUGAAUCAAAUCUACGAAGAUAAUCGCUGUCAUAAUCAUUUACUUUGAUGAAUGAUCAUGGAUGUUUUUGAGAAUUUGUUGUUUGAGCUUGCGGAGAUGUUAUCAACAUGGUAGUUGUUGUCGUUAAGGAAAUGUAAGAUAUUAUGGUU